This is a messenger RNA of Aplysia californica (California sea hare), 2808 nucleotides long. RefSeq lists its product as uncharacterized. Gene Ontology annotation, cellular component: nucleus. Gene Ontology annotation, biological process: negative regulation of circadian rhythm; negative regulation of DNA-templated transcription. NCBI's taxonomy places the organism in Eukaryota, Metazoa, Mollusca, Gastropoda, Aplysiida, Aplysiidae. The record is from RefSeq and is a predicted model, not a curated record.
AAUGCACGAGCGGGUGUGCGUCAAUAGCCCAGUGGGUGUACAAAACAUGGGUUCUUUCACGGUGCACCUUUUGUGUCCAUCGAGUGUCUCUCUUCUCGGAAGUGUAUUAUUCAGUGACCGCUUGCACAGUCGUUUUUGCUAUCGAAAGUAACUAUUUGAAUGGUUUGACUCUUCUCUCUCGUGUGUUUUGUGUGGGUUUUCUGUUCACUUUGUCUGAGGAUUGGAAAGCCGCAUCUUCAGACUGACUUGACUUCAUAAAAUUAUCCUCAACCAACGGGAAUACACCGACCACACAGUAGAAAGAGCUUGUCUUCUGUGACCUAACAGUGUGACUGAACUUAAACAGGAAUGGCAACACAAUAUCGCUCCUUCUCCGCCUAUUGCUGUUCAAGGAUGGCGACCCAGUGAGGAGAGGUUGUGGUCAUAAACAAAGCUCACAGUUGCUGUUGGAACAAUGGAAAAGUCGGACACGUCUCUUAGGAGCUUACUGUUUUCUGAUAACUCUGACUUGGGCGCAUCGCUGAGCAGCGCAACUGAAAAGAAACACGGGCCUCCUGAAGGUGCGAUAUAUGCUUCUCCUCAUACUUCUGAAGUAGGCAACAUCCGGUCUGGGUUCUCACCUUCUCAGAGGAAGGACCUGCACAGCAUCCCCAACAUGUCCAGCUACUCACUAAGCGGCAGCAGAGCCAGCCCACAGAACACCAGCUCCAUGUUUUCUCCUUCUCAUACGCCGUUCAGCUCAAAAAAUCUCCUGGCGAGCCCAGCCGAAUGUCCAACAGCUUCUGCUUAUCACCCAGCUGAAGUACAAUGCAGGGGCUUCCAGGCAGCUUCGGUUUCAUUAUCUCACCUCUCGCCGAAGAUUAAAAGUGAUAGUCCUGCUUCUGUUGUUGCUUCAUACCACCAGACGUCUCAUUCAAGCUCACUGGUCAAUCCUCAGUCCCAGAGCUACAGCAAAGUCUCAGACAUUAAACACAUCUUUUCUUCAGAUGUUCAGUGUUCAAACCCUUCGAUGCUGAAUCAGAAUUCACUUUUUAUGUUGAGUGACACUAACACAGCUGCUCAUGAGGAUAAUAUGAUUCCUAAACUUUCUUGUGCAACGGAGUCAUUUCAUGAAUCAAAUCACCCUUUAGCUGCCCAAAGCCACCAUUCUGGUUUGAGCAAGACUGAUACAUCUUUGUGCAAAUCUGAGACAGGUUUGUCUUUGAACGGUUGUGAAAAUGCUGCUUCCUUCCUUGGCCAACCUUCACAGCCUCAGAGCUGUCAGAAUAUGAGAUCUCUAACCCCAAAAGACUCUUCAUCUACUGUUGUCAACUUUUUCCCCGGAGGUUCGAACUCCUCCAGCUUCACUCCACCCUCUGUGAACAGCAGCAGUAGUGGAGAUGAGAGUUCAGUUUCCACACAUUUUCUUGGGGACCCUGGAGGUGGUCGAGGUGAAGGCAUGAAGCCAAGUUAUCCUGAUUCACUCUUGGCAGGUCAACUGAAGACGGAUGUGAUCCACAGCCAGAUGACACAAUCCACUGCCGGAUCUUUCCUUGAGGAAAACAGUAACAACAAAUCAGACUCUGGCUUCGGUGAUGUGUCCUCUAAUGCAUCUCAAGACUCCCAACACAGUCCUCCCUGCAGCUACGUCGGCCUCACUCCUUGGACCGACAAGCUCACCAUGCCAGAGUUUCAACCUUUACCAUUGCCAGCAUCAGACAUUCUGCCUUUACCUCUGGGCCACGUACCGAACUCGUCUAUAACGGCCUUGUCGGCCGGCCACAUGUCACCGCGGGCAGACAAACAGCAUCAGCCGUUCAGCACUCUCCAACCGGGCUUUGGCCAAGAACUUUGUGCAAAAAUCGCGCACCAGAAACAGACGAGGCCUAGCUCAAUGCCAGGAUCUCAACGGACUGGUGUUAAGACAAUUCCUAACAAGGAGCACCGCUUUAAGCGCACGGCGGAUGCUUUACAUAAAUCUGGUCUCUGGGAAGUGGCCAUGAAGACAGGCAGUCUGAUCAAACGGAACCGAGAACUCCAGAAAGAGUUGGAUCAAUUCAAAGUGGAGGCUCUUAGUUUCCUCAAGUCUGUGAUAAAAAACCCUCAAAACAGAGAUUUCAUUAAAAAUGUGUUGAACAAUGCCCUCUUGUCCAAUCCAACGCCUAAAAAUCGAUCUGUGAUGACGGCUGUUGUAUCAGCGGCUGUCAAACUGGAAGCGGAUACUUUCCCCUCAGAUAUUGUGAAGUGUAAGAUGUCGGUGGCGGAACCAGUGACAGAGGCAAAUAGUGCAUUUGUGUGUACAAAAACAGACUCACAUGUGGCCAUGGAGAUGGAAUGAUUUGUUUUGCAUGGUGGAAGGUUUUUACAAUUCAUAGGGCACUAACUUCAGUUGUUCUCAGAAUAAGAAAGAGAAUUAAUGCUUUCUAUCCGAGUUCCUAUUGCAGAAAAUGGCUAUUUAAUGGUUAGUGUACACAUUGAUCGCUUAGACAAAAAACAACAACAUUUAUGACACUUUCUUCUUCACAUCUACCUAUUUUAGGUACACAAUAAAACAGCAACCUCUCUGUUGUAUGUCAUUUUCUGACCAACAAUUUUCGGAGAAUGCAUUUAGACUAGACUUUUAUUCAGAAGAAUGAACAUGAUAUAAAUGGCUGUAACUUUUUCACUUUCAUAAAACUUUUUUUUGCUUACAGGUUUUUAAAAAAUAGGCUGAUGGUAUUAGGUGCUGUUUAUUUGUUCUUUGUGUUGUGUUGUAAUAAUAUUCCACUUCUCUCUCUCUAACACACGUGGGUGGUUGGGGGGGAUCCACUGGUAGGUCCUACUUCUUUA